Molecule: messenger RNA, 2792 nt
Organism: Morus notabilis
Lineage: Eukaryota; Viridiplantae; Streptophyta; Magnoliopsida; Rosales; Moraceae
Product: probable galactinol--sucrose galactosyltransferase 5
Exons: 4
Coding region: 286-2625 (779 amino acids)
Molecular function (GO): galactinol-sucrose galactosyltransferase activity
Source: RefSeq, a predicted model, not a curated record
CAUUUCCCAAACUCGUCAUCCUCACAAAACCACAAACUCACAAGAUUUUCAUUUACUAAUCGCCUCAAGAAACGAUUCUUUUUCCGUUCUUUUCCAAUAUUCUACAGAAAUACAGAAGUUUCUUCUGAUACUACACUAAGGAUUGCUCCUUUAUACGUGUUAUCAGCUUCUCUAUAUAUACCACCCUCCGGUUCUCUUCAUUUCAUCAAAUUCAAAAACCCAAAAAGAAAAAGAAACUCUCUCAGAUCUCACAGAAGUAACUUCUUAAUUUCUCUGUCGAUUCCCAUGCCUCCAAGCUUGGGCAAAGCUAGCUCUGACGCCACUGCAAUGGUGAAUGGGUGCACUAACCCGUCUCCGUUUACCGUCAAAGGCUCAAACUUGCUGGCCAAUGGCCACGUCAUCCUCUCCGACGUCCCUGAUAACGUCAACAACACGCCGUCACCGUACACCGACCACAAGUCGAGCACCACCGUCGGUUGCUUCCUCGGCUUCGAGGCCGCCAAUCCCAGCAGCCGCCACGUGGCGCCCCUCGGCAAGCUGACAGACAUCCGGUUCAUGAGCAUUUUCCGGUUCAAGGUCUGGUGGACCACCCACUGGACCGGGUCCAGAGGUCGGGACCUCGAGAGCGAGACCCAAAUGGUGAUCCUCGAGAACUCCGAACCAUUGGGCCGUCCGUACGUCCUGAUCCUGCCCCUUCUAGAAGGCCCGUUCCGGGCCUCCCUCCAGCCCUACUCAAACGACGACGAUUUCGUCGCCGUUUGCGUCGAGAGCGGGUCAACGACGGCGAUCUCCUCCGGGUUCCGGAGUGUCGUUUAUCUCCACGCUGGCGAUGAUCCGUACAGUCUGGUCAAGGAGGCCAUGAAAGUCAUGAAAACUCACCUCGGGACUUUCAACCUCUUGGAGGAGAAGACCCCACCGGGCAUCGUGGACAAAUUCGGUUGGUGCACGUGGGACGCAUUCUACCUUACGGUGCACCCGCAGGGUGUUCUGGAAGGAGUUAAGGGCCUGGCCCAAGGUGGGUGCCCACCUGGGCUGGUCCUGAUCGACGACGGCUGGCAGUCCAUUGGGCAUGAUUCCGACCCAAUUACCAAGGAGGGAAUGGGCCAGGCUGUGGCCGGAGAACAAAUGCCUUGCAGAUUGCUGAAGUUUCAAGAGAAUUACAAGUUCAGGGAUUACGUGAGUCCCAAGAAAAGUGCCGUUGGGAAGGGCAUGGGGGCGUUUGUGAGGGACCUGAAGGAGGAGUUCGAGAGCGUGGAGUACGUGUACGUGUGGCACGCGCUUUGCGGGUACUGGGGUGGGCUGAGGCCCAAUGUUCCGGGGCUGCCGGAGGCGGAAGUGGUGAGGCCCAAAUUGUCGCCGGGGUUGGAGAUGACGAUGGAGGAUCUGGCCGUUGAUAAGAUCGUGAGCACCGGUGUGGGACUGGUCCCACCGGAGAAGGUUGAUGAGAUGUAUGAGGGACUUCACUCCCACUUGGAAUCGGUCGGGAUCGAUGGGGUCAAGGUUGACGUCAUUCAUCUCUUGGAGAUGAUAUGCGAGAACUAUGGUGGACGAGUUGAGCUUGCAAAGGCCUACUACAAAGCCCUAACAUCCUCUGUCAGGAAACACUUCAACGGCAACGGUGUUAUUGCCAGCAUGGAGCACUGCAACGACUUCAUGUUCCUCGGAACAGAGGCCAUUACUUUAGGCCGUGUUGGUGAUGACUUCUGGUGCACGGAUCCGUCGGGCGAUCCAAACGGUGCGUUUUGGCUGCAGGGGUGCCACAUGGUGCACUGUGCCUACAACAGUUUGUGGAUGGGCAAUUUCAUACACCCUGACUGGGACAUGUUCCAGUCUACCCACCCAUGCGCCGCGUUUCAUGCUGCGUCCAGGGCCAUCUCUGGAGGUCCUAUUUAUGUUAGUGACUCUGUUGGGAAACAUGACUUUGAUUUGCUUAAGAAGCUUGUUUUGCCUGAUGGCUCCAUUCUGAGAUGCCAAUACUAUGCCCUUCCCACUCGUGACUGCCUCUUUGAGGACCCUCUCCAUGAUGGCAAAACCAUGCUCAAAAUUUGGAACCUCAACAAGUAUACUGGAGUUGUUGGGGCAUUCAAUUGCCAAGGAGGAGGAUGGUCUCGUGAGACUAGGCGCAACCAAUGUGCCUCUCAAUAUUCCCACUUGGUGACCGCUAAGGCUAGUGCCAAGGACAUAGAGUGGAACAGUGGCAAGAGCCCAAUUCCCAUUGAGGGUGUGAGAGUUUUCGCCAUGUACUUUUCCCAGGCCAAGAAGCUUGUCCUUUCCAAUCCCUUCGAAAGUGUCGAAAUAUCACUGGAGCCCUUCAACUUUGAGCUUAUUACAGUCGCACCCGUGACUGUUUUCGCUGAAAAGUCUGUCCACUUUGCUCCUAUAGGCCUAGUGAACAUGUUAAACACCGGUGGUGCCAUCCAAUCAUUGGCCUUUGAUGAUGAGAAGAGCUCCGUCCAAAUCGGGGUUAGGGGCUCCGGAGAGAUGAGGGUUUUUGCAUCGGAAAAGCCGGCGGCUUGCCACGUUGAUGGAAGAGAAGUCGAGUUCCAAUAUGAAGAACACAUGGUCGUGAUUCAAGUCCCAUGGCCUAGUUCUUCCAAGCUAUCCACCGUUGAGUACAUAUUCUAAGUUUAAGGCUACUAAUACUAAUUAACUACUACUAUAUUUCCUUGCAAGGUAAUGACAUAUGUUUAGAGGCAAGUGAACUGACGACUUGUCAUAUGUAUGUUAAGAAGCAAUUGCGUGUAACUAAUUAAGUGAAGUACGAGUAAUGCCAAGUUUUAUUUUCUCAGCAA